UGAUGUAUAUUCUCUAUUUCUAUAAACUGAAAAAGAUGGAAAUAAGAGUAGACUGCUUGACAAAAAGAUGGUCUGUUUGGACCCUCCAAAUCAUUCAGAACUGCCUCAGUCUAACAGAACUCAAGGUAGAGGCUGACUUUUUACUGGAGGAGGGAAUCAAGAUCUUGAAAAGGUCAUGCACAAGACCUGCCUGUGUUAUGAGAUUUGACGGGUUGGUUUGCCAUAAAAACUUUCAAAAAUGCAGAGAUUAUAAGGGCCGUGAACUAAGCUGCAACCAGAUGGUGAUGAUUCAUGUGAGUUCUCUGGGCUUUUCUAUGGAGACAUGGCGGAAGCCCUUGUUUUGAAAUGGAUGGUACUGGCAUGAUAACUAGGAGAAAGCUACAAAAGCAGCAUCUUGACUUAGAGCUGUGGAAAGAGAUGACAACAUAACCCAAAUGUAUAUAAAAUGUAGUUAGGUGUUGUAAUGUACUAAUUGACAAGUCAAUUUAUUUGUAUAACUCUUUUCACAAUACAUAUUGUUUCAUGAUGUUGAUGCUUAAUUUUUGGUAGUUUAGAGCUGGGUAAUAGUAUAGUUGACAUUUAAUGAGGAGGAUAUAAUUGUAAUUUUAAGUUGGGGUUAUUAGCCUAAUUAUGUUGGGAUAAAGAGGAUUCAUUUGACAUUGGAUAGUGGAGAAGAAAAACCUUGGGAGAAACCAGGCUUCACCAGGGGGCCAGUUCUCCUUUGGAUAUACAUUCAAAAUAAAAUAUCAGUUAAUAGAUUUAG
Molecule: messenger RNA, 763 nt
Organism: Labeo rohita (rohu)
Lineage: Eukaryota; Metazoa; Chordata; Actinopteri; Cypriniformes; Cyprinidae
Product: NACHT, LRR and PYD domains-containing protein 1 homolog
Exons: 4
Coding region: 3-344 (113 amino acids)
Source: RefSeq, a predicted model, not a curated record